Messenger RNA from Paraphaeosphaeria sporulosa, 1287 nucleotides. RefSeq names its product FAD dependent oxidoreductase. Bases 41 to 1129 code for a protein of 362 amino acids. Lineage: Eukaryota; Fungi; Ascomycota; Dothideomycetes; Pleosporales; Didymosphaeriaceae. The transcript is spliced from 5 exons. The record is from RefSeq and is a predicted model, not a curated record. Gene Ontology annotation, molecular function: D-amino-acid oxidase activity; FAD binding.
AGGAGGUGUCGCUCAGCAUUGCAUUCUAUAAGCCGGCAGAAUGGCGCACGUCCUCGUUAUCGGCGCCGGUGUUAUUGGUUUGCAAACCGCGAACGAUUUGCUCGACAAUGGUUACAAGGUCACUGUCCUGGCAAGGCAUUGGCCUGGGAAUGAGAGCAUCGAGUACACAUCGCCAUGGGCUGGAGCUAUAUGGCAUACGCAAGCUUUACCUGAUCAAAUAGAAGUUUGCGAUUGGCAGAGGCAGAGCUACAAAUACUGGAUGGAUAUCCUGGAGAACGAAGCUGAAGAAUCGGAGAAGAUGGGUAUUCAGCGUGUACCUAUCGUGAAAUACUCGGUCGACGAGAGGAAUGAUCCUGCAUCGCCGCGGUUGUGGUUUUGCGACCUUGUACAGGACUUCGCCCUCAUACCCACGUCCGAUCUCCCGCCAGAGGGUCCAAAGAGCGGCAACUCGUUUACAACCGUCCUAAUCAACCCAACAAGAUACCUCACCUACCUUCUCACCCGAGCAAAGUCUCUCGGCGCAGAGAUGAUCACCGCAACACUUCCUGAGUCAGCCUCCAUCUCAAACACCAUCUCCGCAGCUCUCAGCCAUCUCGACAGAAAGAACGCCGAAGUCGUGAUCAAUUGCACCGGUCUCGGCGCGUCCAAGCUUUGCGAUGAAGCCGUGUUUCCCAUACGCGGCCAGACUCUCCUCGUGCGCAUCACGCCGCCCCCACCAACAUCCCGCAUCACAAUCUGGGACAGCGACCCCGUAACAUACAUCCUCCCACGCCGAAUCACGCCCUUUUCCGCCGGGCCUUCAGAUGCGACCUACUUCAUCGGGGGAACCAACGACACUGGCAAUUGGGACCCCGAGCCCACGCCUGUGAUAUCGCAAGGUAUACUAGAACGAGUGAAGAAGGUCAUGGUAGGUUGGACGGGUGAGGAUGCGCAGAUUGAGGUGUUAAGAGAGCAAGUGGGGUUGAGGCCGGGGAGAAAGGGUGGACCAAGGGUGGAGCUUGAGGAUGUGGAUGUCGGAGGGAAGAAGGUCAAGGUUCUGCAUCAGUAUGGACAUGCGGGGGCGGGGUAUCAGAAUUCGAUUGGGAGUGCGAGAAAGGCGCUGAGACUUGUGGAACAAGCUCUGGGUUGAGUCCUUUGAGUGUAUGUGGGCUAAGAAGAGGUAUGGAUCUGACUUGCGGGAGAUCCUUUGAUUCUUGGGUAUAGUUGUGUUGCCACCAAUUUCUCGAAUCAUCUCCCGAUAAAUGAGACUCCUUCCAGGAGCGGAGAUUUCCUUUAGUGAACUGCGCG